Molecule: messenger RNA, 1998 nt
Organism: Penicillium olsonii
Lineage: Eukaryota; Fungi; Ascomycota; Eurotiomycetes; Eurotiales; Aspergillaceae
Source: the annotation of a GenBank genome assembly
AUGGAUCCUCGUCCCCCGUCGCUCAGUGACAUGGAAGAUGGACUGAAUGCGCAUACAUCCGAACAGUUGGACUCUCUGAAUCAAACAUCGCAUGACUCCGUUACCUCAUUCACCGCCACCCCGUCUCGAUCUCUCAGUACCAAGAAAGUCGGCACUCCUUUACCCGCCAACCUAUUACCCUCAGCGCCCGCAUCACCCCCGACACCAGCGCCUAGUCCGACCCCCCAUCAAAGACCACCGAACUGGCACACUGCCGACGACGAGGAGAAUGGCUUCUUGUUGAAUCUUCGCAUCCACUUCAGCACACUGUCGAACGCCCAGAAACAAAAACUCCUGGAGGGUCUCCUGGACGUAUGCGACAGCCAGCAGUUGAGUUUUGUCUCGAGCUACGUUGGUCCUCGAUUGAGAAAAGAUCCAUUUCAAGUCUUCCCCAACGAGUUAUGCUUAAGAGUCCUCUCCUUUAUCGACGAUCCCAAAACCCUCGCCCGAGCCUCGCAGGUAUCGAGACGCUGGCGAGAACUACUGAACGAUGACAUCACUUGGAAAAAUCUAUGCGAAAAACAUGCAUACUCAGUGCGUCGAGUCCUGGAAGACGAAGGAGACCUCGUCGACCCCUUCACCGCCCAUCCGGUGGACUCGGCCCCCGGCGCACGCACCUUCGGCGGGAUGCAGAGGCGCUUGACCGCGUCAAAUGGCCAUUCGACAGAGAGUGCGCCGGAACUUCCCCGCACCCUCUCCGGAGAAUGGUUACCUCCAACUAGCUUUCCUUCGCGCAGACGUCGCACCCGACCAGUCUCUUACCGCUCCCAGUUCAAGCAGAAGUACAUGGUUGAGUCGGCGUGGAAUAAAGGUGGUCGGUGCACCCAGCGCCAUAUCACUCCGGAUCAGGGUGUGGUGACGAGUCUUCAUCUCACUCCCAAGUAUAUCGUGGUAGCCUUGGAUAAUGCCAAGAUUCAUGUCUACGAUACCAACGGGGAUAACCAGAAGACACUUCAGGGACAUGUCAUGGGAGUCUGGGCCAUGGUGCCAUGGGAUGAUAUCUUAGUCAGUGGAGGAUGUGAUCGCGAAGUUCGAGUUUGGAACAUGGCUACUGGGGCCGGGAUCCACCUUCUUCGAGGUCAUACCUCCACAGUCCGUUGCUUGAAGAUGUCUGAUCGCAACACCGCCAUUUCUGGAUCGCGAGACACCACGCUCCGCAUCUGGGAUCUUGCCACAGGUACUUGUCGCAAUGUCCUCGUUGGCCACCAGGCCAGCGUGCGGUGUCUUGCGAUCCAUGGCGACCUCGUCGUCUCAGGUAGCUACGAUACCACGGCGCGGAUAUGGAGUAUUUCGCAGGGCCGCUGUUUGCGCACUCUCUCUGGUCACUUCAGCCAAAUCUACGCCAUCGCCUUUGAUGGCCGGCGCAUCGCAACCGGAAGUUUGGAUACCAGCGUUCGAAUCUGGGAUCCGCACACUGGUCAGUGCCAUGCCAUUUUGCAGGGUCAUACAUCUUUGGUGGGCCAGUUACAGAUGCGGGACGACACUUUGGUAACAGGUGGUUCGGAUGGCUCGGUGCGCGUCUGGUCCCUGACCAAGAUGGCACCUAUCCACCGACUUGCCGCCCACGACAACAGCGUGACUAGUCUUCAAUUCGACAAGACCCGCAUUGUCAGCGGUGGCAGUGACGGUCGUGUCAAGGUUUGGAAUCUUCAGACUGGCCAGUUACUUCGCGAGUUAUCUUCUCCCGCGGAAGCAGUCUGGAGAGUCGCUUUCGAAGAUGAAAAGGCAGUUAUCAUGGCGAGUCGAUCUGGCCGCACUGUAAUGGAGGUCUGGUCAUUCUCCCCACCACCAGAAGAGCACGACGACCCCGCCAUCGAAAGCGCUUCAUCCACGCCCGGCUUCAGCUCCGUCGACGAUAGCGAGCUAUCCGUUACCCCACGCCACCGCCUAUUCUCUGACCCCCCACCAUCCCUCCCAGGCAAUGACAGCGACUCACUGAUGCCCGACGCUCCUUCAUAA